AUUGAUGAAAAUGGAUUACAAGAUGUAAACACGACAUUUUCAUCUUCUUCUUCACUUACCCUCACCACACUAUCACCCUUUUUAAACCUUACCCUAACCUAACACAGAAAGAGAAACAAACAGAACCAUGAAACUUCUCCUCCUCCUACUCCUUCUUCUCCUCCACAUUUCUCACUCAUACGCCGCCGUUCAUUCAAUCUCCGAGCUCCGUGCUCUUCUCUCACUCAAAUCCUCCCUCACCAGCAACGAAAACGACCAACACUCACCUCUCGCCUCAUGGAACCUCUCCACAAGCUUCUGCCUAUGGACCGGAGUCACGUGCGACGCCUCUCUCCGUCACGUGACCUCCCUCGACCUAUCCAGCCUCAACCUCUCGGGGACUCUCUCCUCCUCCGUAGCUCACUUACCUCUCCUGCAAAACCUCUCCCUCGCCGCCAACCAGAUCUCUGGCCACAUCCCGCCGGAGAUGGCCAACCUCUCGGACCUCCGCCGUCUGAAUCUCUCCAACAACGUCUUCAACGGCUCGUACCCCGACGAGCUCUCCGCCGGAUUGCUCAAUCUCCAGGUCCUCGAUUUGUACAACAACAACCUCACCGGAGACUUGCCCGUCUCCGUCGCUAACCUGACGGAGCUCCGUCACCUCCACCUCGGCGGUAACUACUUCGCCGGGAGAAUCCCUUCGGCGUACGGAAGCUGGCCUGCUCUCGAGUACUUGGCCGUCUCCGGCAACGAGCUAACCGGGAGAAUCCCUCCGGAGAUCGGAAACCUAACGGCUCUCCGAGAGCUCUACGUCGGAUACUUCAACGCCUUCGACGGCGGCCUUCCGCCGGAGAUCGGAAACCUCUCGGAGCUCCUCAGGCUCGACGCCGCGAACUGCGGGCUGAGGGGAGAGAUCCCGCGGGAGAUCGGGAGGCUCCGGAAGCUCGACACGCUCUUCCUCCAGGUGAACGCCUUCUCGGGGCCGUUAUCGCCGGAGCUGGGAACGAUCACGAGCUUGAAAUCGAUGGAUCUGUCGAACAACAUGUUCACCGGAGAGAUUCCCGCGAGUUUCCAACACCUGGAGAAUCUAAAGCUCUUGAACCUCUUCAGGAACAGGCUGUACGGCGCUAUACCGGAGUUCAUCGGCGAUAUGCCGGAGCUCGAGGUGCUGCAGCUGUGGGAGAACAACUUCACCGGAAGCAUCCCUAGGAAGCUUGGGGAGAACGGUAGGUUGGUGAUUCUCGACCUCUCCUCAAACAAGCUCACGGGGACUUUGCCGCCGAAUAUGUGCUUCGGUAAACGGUUAGUGACGUUGAUCACUCUCGCCAACUUCUUGUUCGGUUCGAUUCCUGAUUCGCUUGGGAAAUGCGAGUCUUUGACCCGGAUCCGGAUGGGCGAGAAUUUCCUAAACGGGUCGAUUCCGGAAGGGCUUUUCGGGUUACCCGAGUUAUCUCAAGUGGAGCUCCAAGAUAAUUACCUCACGGGAGAGUUACCGUUACCUAUAAGCGGAGGAGUGUCUGUAAACCUUGGUCAGAUCAUUCUUUCGAAUAACCAACUCUCCGGUCCGUUACCGCCGGCUAUCGGGAACUUCUCCAGCGUCCAGAAACUGCUUUUAGAUGGUAACAAGUUCGCCGGUCCGAUUCCCUCGGAGAUAGGGAGGCUUCAGCAGCUCUCGAAGCUGGAUUUCAGCCACAAUUUGUUCUCCGGCGGGAUCGCGCCGGAGAUCAGCCGCUGUAAGCUGCUAACGUAUGUUGACCUGAGUCGCAACGAGCUCUCAGGUGAGAUCCCUAACCAAAUCAAGAGCAUGAGGAUCUUGAAUUACUUGAAUGUUUCGAGAAACCAUCUCGUCGGUUCCAUCCCUGCGACGAUAUCGUCGAUGCAGAGUUUGACAUCCGUUGAUUUCUCUUACAACAACCUCUCCGGUUUGGUUCCCAGCACUGGACAGUUCGGUUACUUUAAUCACACGUCCUUCGUGGGUAACUCUGAUCUUUGUGGUCCGUAUUUGGGUCCUUGCAACCAGCCUCAUCAUGUCAGACCACCUCUAUCGGCUACUACAAAGCUCUUACUCGUCCUCGGGUUACUGUUCUGUUCGAUGGUGUUUGCCAUAGCUGCCAUAGUCAAAGCCAGGUCCCUGAGAAACGCCGCCGAGUCCAAGGCUUGGAGACUGACAGCUUUCCAGAGACUAGACUUCACUUGUGAUGAUGUCUUGGUCUGUCUCAAGGAAGACAACAUCAUAGGCAAAGGCGGCGCUGGGAUUGUCUACAAAGGCGUGAUGCCUAGCGGCGACCUAGUGGCGGUCAAGAGAUUGGCUACCAUGUCUCAUGGUUCUUCUCAUGAUCACGGGUUCAACGCCGAGAUUCAGACUUUGGGUAGGAUCAGACACAGGCACAUCGUCAGGCUGCUUGGGUUUUGCUCCAACCAUGAAACGAAUCUCCUUGUGUACGAGUACAUGCCCAACGGUAGCCUCGGAGAGGUCCUCCACGGAAAGAAAGGAGGUCAUUUGCAUUGGGACACACGUUACAAGAUUGCACUUGAAGCGGCCAAGGGUCUUUGCUAUCUCCACCAUGACUGUUCACCUCUGAUCGUCCACAGAGAUGUCAAAUCCAACAACAUCCUCCUAGACUCCAGCUUUGAAGCUCAUGUCGCUGACUUUGGUCUUGCCAAGUUCUUACAAGACUCUGGUACUUCUGAGUGUAUGUCUGCUAUUGCCGGCUCCUACGGCUACAUCGCUCCAGAGUAUGCGUAUACAUUAAAGGUAGAUGAGAAGAGCGAUGUGUACAGCUUCGGUGUUGUUCUUCUGGAACUCAUCACCGGAAGGAAACCCGUGGGAGAGUUCGGAGACGGCGUGGACAUCGUUCAGUGGGUACGAAGCAUGACGGAUUCGAACAAAGAAUGUGUGCUCAAAGUUAUCGAUCAUAGACUCUCUUCCGUACCCGUCCACGAAGUAACGCACGUCUUCUACGUUGCGAUGCUUUGCGUUGAAGAACAGGCGGUGGCAAGGCCGACGAUGAGGGAAGUCGUUCAGAUCCUCACCGAGGUCCCGAAGAUCCCUCUUUCGAAGCAGCAGGCGGUGGAAUCAGACGCGACGGAGAAAUCUCCGGGAGUAAAUGAAUCGUAGCCGGAUCUCCUCAGUAGUUAAGACUUUCCAAACGACGGGUUUAAGUUCAUCGAGGGGCAAACUCGUCUUUUAAGGCAAAGAGAUGGUGUUUAAUCACGUGUUUAAUCCCUAAAGGCAACUAUGAGUUUAAGCAACUCUUGAAGUUUGUCGUUUUUUUCUGCCCAUAAAUUCGAGUUGCAUUAUUUUGAUAGAAAUUUUGACGUU
This is a messenger RNA of Raphanus sativus (radish), 3301 nucleotides long. RefSeq names its product leucine-rich repeat receptor-like serine/threonine-protein kinase BAM2. Lineage: Eukaryota; Viridiplantae; Streptophyta; Magnoliopsida; Brassicales; Brassicaceae. Gene Ontology annotation, molecular function: protein kinase activity; receptor serine/threonine kinase binding; ATP binding. The transcript is spliced from 2 exons. The record is from RefSeq and is a predicted model, not a curated record. Gene Ontology annotation, biological process: protein phosphorylation. Bases 128 to 3097 code for a protein of 989 amino acids.